GCAAACCGGAAAUCGCAGCUCCGACAGAAUCUCGCGAGAUCCUUUGUUUUCAUUGAUUUGAAACAUGGCGUCCGAAGGAGAGGCGGGCAGCACUGCUACAACCGAACCGGAGACCGGAGACGGUGAUGCUGCAUUUGGAGAACUUCCCACUAGCAUGGACACCGAAUCAUCAAACGGGAAAGAGGGAAUGGAAACGGCGGGCGAAGGCUCCGAGGCCGCCGAUGCUCUGACUGGAUCGGGAGACGAGGAGAGCGGGAGGCAGCUGGGGGAGGUGGAGCUGCAGUGUGCUCUGUGCAUGAAGUGGUUCACUGCAGAUACGUUUGGCAUCGACACCGCGACGUGUCUCCCCUUCAUGACUAAUUAUGUGUUCCACUGCAACGUGUGUCAUCACAGCGGCAACACAUACUUCCUCAGGAAACAAGCUAACCUGAAGGAGAUGUGUCUCACGGCUCUGGCUAACCUGACAUGGCGCUCCAGAACACAAGACGAGCACCCAAAGACGAUGUUCUCCAAAGACAAGGACAUCAUACCGUUCAUCGACAAGUACUGGGAGUGCAUGACGACUCGGCAGAGACCCGGGAAGCUCACCUGGCCCAACAACAUCGUGAAGACGAUGAGCAAAGAGCGCGACGUGUUCCUGGUGAAGGAGCACCCUGACCCCGGCAGUAAAGACCCAGAGGAGGAGUACCCAAAGUUCGGCCUCCUGGACCAGGACCUGGGAACCAUUGGGCCGUCCUACGACACUCAGAAACAGACGACGGCUGCUCCCACUGCGGGCGGGCUGAACGGUGGAUCUUCCUUCUCAGGUGCUCUGGCUCCCGGUCCAGGAAAAGGAAGAGGGGCCAAACGUAAACAGCAGCAGCAGCAGGAGGGCGCUGCAGCGGGGGCCACAAAGAGAACCAGAAGUGACCCCCUGUUCUCGGCUCAGCGCCUGCCCCCUCACGGUUACCCCCUGGAGCACCCCUUCAACAAAGACGGGUACCGUUACAUCCUGGCAGAGCCGGACCCUCACGCUCCAGACCCCGAGAAGCUGGAGCUGGACUGCUGGGCCGGGAAACCGAUCCCCGGUGAUCUGUACCGCGCCUGCCUGUACGAGAGGGUGCUGCUCGCCCUGCACGACAGAGCGCCUCAGCUGAAGAUCUCAGACGACCGCCUGACGGUGACCGGGGAGAAGGGGUACUCCAUGGUGCGAGCGUCGCACGGCGUGAGGAAAGGUUCCUGGUACUUUGAGGUCUCUGUUGACGACAUGCCGCCAGAAACCGCAGCCAGACUCGGCUGGUCUCAGCCGCUCGGUAACCUUCAGGCCCCGCUGGGUUAUGACAAGUUCAGCUACUCGUGGCGCAGCAAGAAGGGAACGCGCUUCCACCAGUCGAUAGGAAAACAUUACUCCUCCGGCUACGGUCAGGGAGACACGCUGGGCUUCUUCAUCGAGCUGCCCGACGCCACGGAGACCGCCAAGGCUCUGCCCGAUACCUACAAGGACAAGGCGCUGAUCAAGUUUAAGAGCUACCUGUACUUUGAGGAGAAGGAUUACGUGGACAAAGCAGAGAAAAGUCUCAAAGUGAUGCCGCCCAGCAGGAUGAUAUUCUUUAAAAACGGAGUGAGCCAAGGUGUCGCCUACGAGAACCUGUUUGAAGGCCUCUACUUCCCCGCCAUCUCACUCUACAAGAGCUGCCAGGUGUCGGUGAACUUCGGGCCACAUUUCAAACACCCUCCGAAGGACCUGAAGUACCAGCCGAUGAGCGACAUGGGCUGGGGCGCCGUGAUCGAGCACACGCUGGCUGACAUGCUGUACCACGUGGAGACGGACGUGGACGGACGACGCAGCCCGCCGUGGGAGGGAUAAAACACGGCCUCUUAAAUCCAGUACGCUCACAAACAACCACCCGCCGUCAGAAUACAAUUCCACCUUCAGAUCGAUAAAAAAACAUCAAAGCACCGCUCAACAUCGGUCACCUGUAGCGCCGACAAACUGUGCCUGAUUCAGACGAGAGGAAACGCUGUGCUUCAUUUUAUCGUUUUUUUUUUGGAGUUUAAACGAGUUUCAACAUAAUCAUCGGAUUGUUUAUCUAAGUGUCUGACAUCAUCAUCAUCAUCAUCCCGACAGAGAGAGAGCUUUAUGAUGAAGAGGAAGAUGAUCAUUUGAAACCAGAAACAGUGAAAACUUCACCGUCGAGUCAGUGGACAAAAACAUGAAUUUCACCUUUGAGGGAAAAGGGAGUUGCUUGUCGUCUUCUUACACAAAUGAAGUUCCUAACGGAUAAAUAAAGUUAAUUGAAUUCUCUUGGAGUCAAAAAGACGAACUAAACGAGGCAGAGGUAGACCAGCAACUCCCGCUCUCUGCAGGGUGAAACGACCUUGAUGUUUUUGUCAAUGGAGCCUGGUGUGUAACAGCUGUUUCUGUUUCCAAAGAUCAUCUUCCUCCUUACACACGACCAAAGUACGAGUAAAAUCAGGACGGAGCAUUCACAGCUAUGAAAAGAAAAACUCCCAAAGACGGAGGUUGGUUUCAGUUGACUCAACGGGGCAAAAACUUGCUCGCCCUCUCUCACACACACAAUCUGCAUCACCAAUAACACGAGCUAACUUGCUAACUAGCAGCAUAGUGUCUAGGAGGGAGACGGAUAAAGAGGGCAUGGCCUGCUGUUACCACGGUGAUUUCAGAUGCUGUCAGUCAGUUUGUGCAGAUAAAAUCCAGGGGGGGGGGGGGAGUCCUGGAGUCUGGGAACUGCCUCGUUUCUCUCGCAGUCGUUCGACCAAAAAUAUAAAACAUGUCAGAAAUUCAUCCGGCGGUGGUCGUCCAUCCUGACUCUGUACACUGCACGACUAACGCUGGGUGAUUGGGCUGAAAUUCAGACCUCAAAAUGAAGUUGCACGAUUACGAGAUUAACUUUAUUGUCCCAGUGGGAAAUUUGUCUUGGACUUCACAGAGCUCUGAUGCAGUAGCAAAAAAUAACAAAAUACAAUCAUUAUUAGAUUCUUAAAUCUGUUCUAAAUUGGGCCUGAUAUCGAUCAGCAUUCACCGAGCUUAAUGCUGUCAGACACUUAGAAUAACAACCUGAGACUGUCGGGGACAAGAACAACAACUUUCCGUGGACGCACUUUGAGCGGGCAUUAUUUCCCUGAAAGGUCGUUGCAGCCAUUAAAGCCUUUCUUUCAUGAAGAAAUCUCCAGAAACAACGCCCAAAUGUUUCUCACCUUCUCGACAUUUAAAAUCCCCCAAACUGUCAAAUUAGUUCACAGGUUUUAAGUUCUCCUCAUGCGUGCCAUCGGCUCACAUUCCUGACUGAAAAUCAAUCAACGGAAUCAAGUUUUUUUUUUUUUUACGGUGCUCCGCUUUGACGUGUGUACGUUCAGUUACUGCAGCCCGACAGAGCGUCACUCAGGAGCGUUGAUCCUGCAGUCUUUAGUGUUUUUCAGUCUGUUUCUUAUUUUGUGUGUUUUACAUCAUGUGUUAGUUAUUAACUGUUUUAUACUCUGGGUUAAAUAAUAAAAACGCUUCAUGAACAAAGUGAAA
This is a messenger RNA of Labrus mixtus (cuckoo wrasse), 3517 nucleotides long. RefSeq names its product ash2 like, histone lysine methyltransferase complex subunit (gene ash2l). Lineage: Eukaryota; Metazoa; Chordata; Actinopteri; Labriformes; Labridae. The transcript is spliced from 17 exons. Gene Ontology annotation, molecular function: protein binding; transcription cis-regulatory region binding. Gene Ontology annotation, cellular component: Set1C/COMPASS complex. Bases 65 to 1846 code for a protein of 593 amino acids. The record is from RefSeq and is a predicted model, not a curated record.